This is a messenger RNA of Cydia pomonella (codling moth), 2424 nucleotides long. RefSeq names its product zinc finger protein 501-like. The transcript is spliced from 7 exons. Gene Ontology annotation, molecular function: zinc ion binding. Lineage: Eukaryota; Metazoa; Arthropoda; Insecta; Lepidoptera; Tortricidae. Bases 212 to 1759 code for a protein of 515 amino acids. Gene Ontology annotation, cellular component: nucleus. The record is from RefSeq and is a predicted model, not a curated record.
GCCAAUGCAGGUAAUAAAAAAAAAAGAAACAGCUGCACUCCUGUCAGUGAUCCUUGUCAAAUCUGAAAUCGUCUUAAUUUCUGGGCAUUUAGAAUAGAAUAAAAUAAUAUUUCUUCAGAGAACAACAAUAAUAUAACUUAAUUUUUAAAUUAAUGAAAUUGGGUAUCUUGAAAUUUUGAUUUGGGACUUUUGAAGUAUUACAGUUGCCGUGAUGAACGCGUGUUACUGCUGCCUGCGGCGUGCUCCGGACAAGGACCUGACGACGCCGUACACAUAUCUCGGCAAAACGGAGAUAUAUGCUGACAUGCUCACCCAGUGCUUUGAUAUACAUUUGAUACUGGGCGGCUCGGCCUCGUGCGGCAUCUGUUUGGCUUGCGUCGGCCGACUGCGAGACGCGAGCGACUUCAAGCUGCAAGUGCAGCGCAGCCAGGCGGAGUUGCGGGCGCGGUUGCAAGGAGCGAGCCUCGUCAAAGAGGAAGAACCUGCAGUUAAGUCAGAAAUGCAGGAUGGAGACGGGACCAGUGACACACGUGAAGAGCCCCCGGUCAAGCUGGAAACGCUUGAUAAAGAUGGGGCAUCAGAUGAGAUGGAUGACAUGAUUGGAUUAAACGUGGCGUCCGGGGUAGGGGCAAGCACCGAGGAUGACCCGCUGUUGCUGGAGGAGCGGGCAGUCAAGGUGGAGGUGUCGGCCGCGGCGAGAGACGAGGAGCGCGUGUCGGUGUGUUUGGACGACAGCACCGCUUCGGCCCCGAAAGAGCUCGCGAUUGCUUGUACCGUGGUGCUCGAGCCCCUCCGAGGCAAUCUAUACGGAUGCGCACACUGUGGCAAACGUUUCAGAAACAAGUCUAACUUAAGAAAACACAUUCAAAAAACGCACUUGAAGACCGCGCCAAAACAAUUUACAUGUGAUUUUUGUAGUUCUACCUGUUCUACAUUCAAAACUGAAUCGCUUGUAUUAAAGCACGAAAAUAGCGAACAUGAUGUUACAAAUUUCAUGUGUGCUGAAUGUGAAACAACGAUUUACAAGAAAAGUUUAGAAACUGCAAACAAGAGCAGUCAGAGAUCAAACUUACUAAAACAUUUUACUUGCAGCCACUGUGAUUAUAAAACUCAUCUCAAACAAAACUUAAAAUCACACAUAAGAAUACACACAGGAGAAAAGCCAUACAAAUGUAAUCUUUGCGAUUACAAGUGCUGGGCUAAUGCCAUAUUACGAAGACAUGAAAGGACACAUACUGGCGAGAAGCCUUUUCCAUGUAACUACUGUGAUAAAAAAUUAAGUUCUAAAGCACACUUAGUAACGCAUGAGAUGAUACAUACUAAAGCGAAGCCGUUUAAGUGUUGCGAGUGCGACUUCAAGUGCAGGCAGAAAGCAAGCUUGGCAAGACACCAGAUGAUACACACCGGAGAGAAGCCAUACACAUGCAGUCAUUGCGAGUACAGGUGCAGUGAUAGUUCUCGAUUGCGAAGACAUGAAAUUAAACAUACUGGCGAAAAGCCUUUUCAGUGUAGCCACUGUGGUUUCAAAUGCAGUCGAAAAUCAGAUUUAAAUAAACAUCUGAAGAUACACACUGGGGAAAAGCCAUUUAAAUGUAGCAAUUGCGACUACAAGAGCACUCGAAAAGAAACCUUGCUAAAACAUCAGAGGACACAUAUUGAAACGAAGCCUUUCAUUUGUAGCCACUGCAACUACACGACUCGACAUAAACAAGAUUUACAAAGACAUCUAAGAAAAAAACAUUCCGGUGAAAAAUCCUGAAUUAGUCCCGCAAGUUGACGACCGGUCUGGCCUAGUGGGUAGUGACCCUGCCUAUGAAGCCGAUGGUCCCGGGUUUAAAUCCUGGUAAGGGCAUUUAUUCGUGUGAUGAGCAUGGAUAUUGGUUCCUGAGUCAUGGGUGUUUUCUAUGUAUUUAAGUAUUUAUAAAUAUUUGCCUAUUAUAUAUAUCGUUGUCUGAAUACCCUCGACGCAAGCCUUAUUGAGCUUACUGUAUUUGUGUAAUGUCCUAUAAUAUUUAUUUAUUUAAGUGUUUGGAAAUAUGAUGCGCAGUAGCAGACAAGUAAGUAAGCUUAUACAGAGCAUUUCUGUAUACUUAAUUAUACAGACAGAGAAUUUCUGUAUACUUACUUCUGUACAAUUACUUAUCUAAAACUAACUAACAUAGUUAAUACAUGCAUGCACUAUUAUCAAUAUUAUCAUAUUGUUUUGUACAAUUACUUGGGUUGGCGGCAUUAAGUACUUUUCCACCACACCAACUGGUAAAAAGGCCUUUUUCAUUGUUCAAAAACUAAUGAGAAAGUUGCAUUUUAUCCACAUGUGGGGCAAAGUAAUCAGAUGCAAAUUUUGAGUUAUUUCCUUAUGUUAGCUGGUAGAAUUUACUUUUAAACGAUGUUUAAUUAACAUGGAAUACAAUUUUGAUGAUAUUA